Syngnathus typhle (broad-nosed pipefish) is the source of this 1402-nucleotide messenger RNA. It is a transcript of the gene idh3a, whose product is annotated as isocitrate dehydrogenase (NAD(+)) 3 catalytic subunit alpha. The record is from RefSeq and is a predicted model, not a curated record. Gene Ontology annotation, biological process: tricarboxylic acid cycle; isocitrate metabolic process. Gene Ontology annotation, molecular function: isocitrate dehydrogenase (NAD+) activity; NAD binding; magnesium ion binding. The transcript is spliced from 12 exons. Gene Ontology annotation, cellular component: mitochondrion. The coding region runs from base 172 to 1326 and encodes 384 amino acids. NCBI's taxonomy places the organism in Eukaryota, Metazoa, Chordata, Actinopteri, Syngnathiformes, Syngnathidae.
CACGUACUUUGACUUCGUGACUAAUUGUUGCGACUGCACCUGUAAAGGUGUCAGAUUUUAUUUUGAAAAGUAAAUCAAAACUGCUAUCCUCUCGGAGUCGCAACUUGACCAUUUUGUCUGCGCUUCUUCUGCGACGCAGCGACCUUGGUGGCUACUUGCUACUAGCUAAGCAUGGCGGGGAAUGCGUGGAGGUCAGCGAUUGUUAAGCUACUCAGAAAAUGGAGUUUAUCGAUCAGUGGCCAGGAUAAAAUCAAGGCAAAGGAAGCCCAGCAUGUGGCAGGAGCCUUGAGAAAAGAGAGCAAGACAUUCUCCCGUGGGAUGCAAACGGUGACUUUGAUCCCCGGUGAUGGAAUCGGACCAGAAAUCUCCGCUGCUGUCAUGAAGAUAUUUGACGCAGCUCAGGCCCCUAUUCAGUGGGAGGAGAGGAACGUUACAGCCAUUAAAGGUCCUGGGGGGAAAUGGGUGAUUCCUCCAGAUGCUAAAGAAUCGAUGGAUAGGAACAAAAUGGGUCUGAAGGGUCCUUUGAAGACGCCAAUUGCUGCGGGUCAUCCCUCGAUGAAUCUUCUCUUGAGGAAAACCUUUGACCUCUACUCCAACGUGCGCCCUUGUGUUUCCAUCGACGGCUACAAGACGCCCUACACCGAUGUGAACCUCGUCACCAUCCGAGAGAACACAGAGGGGGAAUACAGUGGGAUUGAACAUGUGAUUGUCGAAGGAGUUGUGCAGAGUAUUAAACUCAUCACGGAGCAAGCCAGCCAACGCAUUGCCGAGUACGCGUUUGAAUAUGCGAGAAACAAUAACAGGACCAGUGUCACUGCGGUUCAUAAGGCUAACAUCAUGCGCAUGUCGGAUGGGCUCUUCCUCCGAAAGUGCAGAGAGGCCGCUGAAAGGAAUAAGGAUAUUAAAUUUACUGAGAUGUACUUGGAUACCGUGUGCCUCAACAUGGUGCAGGACCCUACACAGUUUGACAUUCUGGUGAUGCCAAAUUUGUAUGGCGACAUCCUGAGUGAUCUUUGUGCUGGACUUAUUGGAGGACUCGGAGUGACCCCUAGUGGAAACAUUGGCGCCAAUGGUGUUGCCAUUUUUGAGUCUGUUCAUGGAACGGCCCCCGAUAUAGCAGGAAAGGACAUGGCCAACCCCACCGCUUUGCUGCUAAGCGCGGUUAUGAUGCUGCGCCACAUGGGCCUGCACGACCACGCAAAGAAGAUCGAGACCGCCUGUUACGACACCAUUCGGGACAAAAAGGUGCUCACCGGAGACCUCGGAGGGAAGUCAAAGUGCUCCGAAUUCACAGAGGCCAUAUGUCAACGAGUGCGAGAUCUGUAAAGGAACGAAUUUAGUGUGCCUCUUUAUGCUCCCAUUUGAAACCAAAACCCAAUUAAAACGGUCUCAGGAUUCGUAA